UCGAGUCUUCUGCUAUUAUUGACAUACGUAUUUGUAUCCUUCAUUCGGAUUAUGGAAGUUUAAGGAUUGAUAAUCACGAAAAAGAUUGUGAAUUGGACUUAUUUGGGUAUAUUUUGACCAAAGAGAAGUUGAAUAAGAAAUUUGAAGUACUUGAUAAAUUUGAUAACAUUCAAAAUAUCAUUGAAGUUCUUUUCAUGAAUGUUGAUGUUAAAUCUGAUAUCGAAGAUUUAUCUCAGGACCCGAACCGUGAUAUUGUUACUGAUGUAAAGAAGGUUUCCUCAGAAAUAAUAAUUACCGAUGCUACCAUUGGACAUCUUAGAGUUAAAUCGACUACAUUAAUCCACGAUGAAAUUGCCGAUAAAGAUAAUGAAGAUAAUAAGUCUGAGAUAAACGAAUUAAAUAAGAUAAUUCAUAUUGGCAGUCAGGCACCAUCGAGGAGAACUAAAUUAAUUAAAAACUCUAAAAACUCGAAAAAAAUGUUUGAUAAUCCUAGAGAAGUCGCAGUACCAUGUGCAAAUUUUUUGCCACUUUUCACAGAUGUAACCAAAUUAUCCAAUGAUAUAUAUAUUCAAGCCAAAAAUAUUGAAAAAAAUGUUAAAGAAUUAGUGAAUGAAUUUGAUUCUACUAUACAUCUUCUGCAAUUUUCUUUGAUGGUUGACUUUAACAUACGUGCUGACAAAGACCAUAAAGAUAUUAUUAAGUCCGAUAUCGAAGAUUUAAAUCAGUACCUUAGUACUAUUGGCAGUGGUGUAACUGACAUAAAUAAAAAUGUCUCGUGCAAAUUAGUACACUUAAUGAUACA
Funneliformis geosporum is the source of this 802-nucleotide messenger RNA. The record is from the annotation of a GenBank genome assembly. NCBI's taxonomy places the organism in Eukaryota, Fungi, Glomeromycota, Glomeromycetes, Glomerales, Glomeraceae.